Molecule: messenger RNA, 915 nt
Organism: Argentina anserina (silverweed cinquefoil)
Lineage: Eukaryota; Viridiplantae; Streptophyta; Magnoliopsida; Rosales; Rosaceae
Exons: 2
Coding region: 132-740 (202 amino acids)
Source: RefSeq, a predicted model, not a curated record
CCGGAGGAUAUAAAAUUAUUCUUUUUCUUCCUAAGCAAACACCACCAAAUUAAACCCCCAUUUCUCAGUGAAAGAAUAAGAAGCACACCAACCCUGAACCAUUCUCAAGUCUCAACAACCACAACAACAACAUGAAGAAGCUCUACAACAAGAAAGGCAAGGUCCAUCCAUCGCCACCUCCUUCGACACCCGACGCUUUCGCCCUGCUUCCGGCAACCAUUUUGACUCUGACCACCGCGCUCUCCUUCCAGGACCGAGAGGUCCUCGCUUAUCUCAUCUCCUACACCAACAAUAACAACAUCAACAGCAGCAGCAGCAACAAUUCGACAAAUAUCUACACCAUCACGGCCAAAGAUGCCCAUACAGCUGGAAACGACCACACUGAUGCUCCGAUGUCCCAGUGCGACUGUUUUAGGUGCUACACGAGCUUCUGGGCACGAUGGGAUGCAUCCCCCAACCGGCAGCUCAUACAUGAAAUCAUCGAGGCCUACGAGGAAAAGUUAGCUGAGAAUAAGAAGAGGAGAAAUCCCAAGGUGAAGAAAGUGAAGAAGAAGAAAAUUGAGGAGGAAAAGAAGGGUAGUUUUGAUAACCUAACAGCCAUGAAAGAGCAGUCGAGUACCAAUCCAGAAGUGGAUGUGGAAAGCUGCGAUGCUGAUGAAGAGGGCUGUGAGGUUGAGAUAGAGAAAGGGUCUUCCAUGAGGAGCAGGCUGGUGAGCUUUAUUUGGGGUGUUUGGAACUAAGGUUUAGGAAUUUAAUCGUCUUCAAAAACACAUAAAAAAGAUGGAUGGAGAAACUAUCUAUUCAAGGAUUACUGAGGUUAUAAAGUUUAUUAACAAAUACAUUUGCUUUCAAGAGGGUUCUUGGACUCGAUGCGUUGGAAGAUUGACAUGGCCAAGAAUAUCAGAUUUGAUUAUU